This is a messenger RNA of Diospyros lotus (date-plum), 724 nucleotides long. Its product is annotated as dihydroxy-acid dehydratase, chloroplastic. The record is from RefSeq and is a predicted model, not a curated record. Gene Ontology annotation, cellular component: chloroplast stroma. Gene Ontology annotation, molecular function: dihydroxy-acid dehydratase activity. Gene Ontology annotation, biological process: branched-chain amino acid biosynthetic process. NCBI's taxonomy places the organism in Eukaryota, Viridiplantae, Streptophyta, Magnoliopsida, Ericales, Ebenaceae.
UUUCCGAGCGUCUCUUCAAGCGCUAAGAGUUCCUUCCACACGCUCAAUUCUCCAACACAUAGCGCAACGGCAAGGACUUACCCCCCCGCCGAAAAUGCAAGGCACACUCGGAUCCCCCCAAUCUCACACCAUUUGCCACCCCGCCGCCGCCCAAACCCGCGUCCUGCCAUCCUAUGGACACCUUUCCUUCCCCAAUAGACGCACCACCAUCCGAGCCGCCUCCUCCACCGAAACCGUGCCCCCGCCGCCGCAAACCGUCACGGACGACCCAUCUCGAAAGCUCAACAAGUACAGCUCUCGGAUCACCGAACCCAAGUCGCAGGGCGGUUCCCAGGCCGUGCUCUACGGCGUGGGGCUCUCGGACGAGGACAUGGGCAAGCCCCAGAUUGGCAUUUCCUCGGUUUGGUACGAGGGCAACACUUGUAACAUGCACUUGCUGGAGCUGGCCGAAGCCGUGAAGGAAGGGGUCCAGGCGGCCGGAAUGGUCGGCUUCAGGUUCAACACUAUUGGGGUCAGUGAUGCUAUUUCUAUGGGGACUAGAGGCAUGUGCUAUAGCCUGCAAUCUAGGGAUUUGAUUGCUGAUAGCAUUGAGACUGUCAUGGGCGCCCAGUGGUACGAUGGGAAUAUCUCCAUCCCUGGCUGUGACAAGAAUAUGCCAGGUACAAUUAUGGCCAUGGGACGGCUUAAUCGGCCAAGUAUUAUGGUAUAUGGUGGAACUAUCAAG